UUUCCUUUCCUUCUACCGUCAAUAUUUUAUGCUAUGGCUCCUAGAGAUAGAACGCCGACUGCCGUUAAAGUUAACGGCGGCAGCGCCGGUGUUGGUGUGCAAGUGAAAGAGGCGCAUUUUAGAGGGGUAAGGAAGAGGCCGUGGGGGAGGUACGCUGCCGAGAUUCGUGAUCCCGGCAAGAAAACUCGUGUGUGGUUAGGGACUUUCGAUACGGCGGAGGAGGCGGCUAAGGCGUACGACGCGGCGGCGCGUGAGUUUCGUGGAGCUAAGGCCAAGACUAAUUUUCCUAUUCAUGACGAUAAUGGUUUGUUGAAGGUGCAAAAAGAUGAGUUGUUUAAGAAAGCGAGUUAUGUGAGUCAACAGAGCACGAGUCAGGGUAGUACCAUUGAGUCGCCGAGUCGGGAAGCGGAAUCGGUCGUGCCGUCGUUGGAUCUCAAUCUCUCGUACGGCGUUGCUGCUCCGCCGGCUGUGCAGUUUCCUUUUCACCAGAAGAAUAUGUACUGUUUUUCUCCUUCCACAGGUGCCGUUACCGGAUUUUUCACCCCGCCGUCGAAUCAGAUGUUCUAUUUUCCCGACGGGAUCUUCCUCUCCGGAAAAGUGCAAGUUCACCACAGCGGUGGCUACGAUUCGUCCGCCCUGCCUUUCCGGCAAUCUGUGAGCGAUGACUCGAACUCAUCCUCUGUUGUUGACUUGAAGCCGUUACCUACACCGGCAUCGCAACGCUUGAUAAUAGAUCUCAACCUUCCGCCACCAGCUGAAUCCUCCUGAUUAUGAUCUAAAAUAUCAAAUCAUGAAUUCCAACAGUAAAUCCUAAAAUUACAGACUUUUUUCUCACAAUCGAGUAGCUAUCAAGGAUGAAGUUUAGCGGUAUGAUCUCUUCCGUCGAUCUACGAACCUCGCCAUUGUUGACUGUAAAUACUAAAUCAGAUCUCAAUUUUUUUUGCAACAUUUAGAGAAAGCUUCGGUGUAAUUUCUCCUUCUGUUGUUCCGCAACAUAUGCCUGAAUUUGUAAUCGCAUUUUGUAGAAUUCUUCGCCGUUUAUGUUAAACGUGGCUUGCUACAAGUUUUCCGGUAUCAAAUAUUAUAGAUCGGCGAUUUUUACA
Cynara cardunculus var. scolymus (artichoke) is the source of this 1103-nucleotide messenger RNA. Its product is annotated as ethylene-responsive transcription factor 4-like. The transcript has a single exon. Gene Ontology annotation, biological process: regulation of DNA-templated transcription. The coding region runs from base 34 to 768 and encodes 244 amino acids. NCBI's taxonomy places the organism in Eukaryota, Viridiplantae, Streptophyta, Magnoliopsida, Asterales, Asteraceae. Gene Ontology annotation, molecular function: DNA-binding transcription factor activity; DNA binding. The record is from RefSeq and is a predicted model, not a curated record.